Molecule: messenger RNA, 6453 nt
Organism: Gopherus flavomarginatus (Mexican gopher tortoise)
Lineage: Eukaryota; Metazoa; Chordata; Testudines; Testudinidae
Product: radial spoke head 10 homolog B2-like
Exons: 23
Coding region: 555-3389 (944 amino acids)
Source: RefSeq, a predicted model, not a curated record
ACGGGCCCCGAAACAGCUCGUCCUCGCCACCCUCCGGUUUGCGCAGAGGAGGCCCCGGGCGUUGGCCGGAACCCUGGGGACCGAGCAGGGGGGGUCCUGGCUCCCCGCUGUGUGGUGGGCGACCGAGCCAGCGUGGAGAGGAGCCAGGAGCCUCGUGCUGCCGGGCCAGCCGUCCUGGGGGCUGCUAAACGCGCCCGCCGGAGACCCUCGGGCGCAGCUGUUCCUAGGCAUCCCAUAUUGAUUUUUCUUCCCGGUUUGUUGUGGGUGCUGGGGGACAGAGAAUCCAGUGAUGAGACAGUCGCCUCAGGUGUCUUUGCAAAUGUAGCUGAGGAGCCGGGGGUAAAUUGCCAUCUCCUUCUAGAGAAGUUUUCUAGCUUGGAGAAAUUAGUCUCAGGAAUCUCCACACCCUGCUAGCUGCAACAGAACCGCAGCUUGGGUUUGCAGGAGUUAAAUGAUUUCAGAUUCUGAAAACUAAACUUCUGAUGUAAAGAAUAGGCAAAAGAAGCUAAAGCCUUUUGUUCAGAAAAGCGUAGCUUUGAGGCAAUUCAGUGGCAAUGGCUAAAGAUAAGAAGAAAGAUGGCAAAAAAACAGAGAAGUUAACACUUGCCCCUCCUCCUCCACCUGAUACUUCAUUUGAAGGUAGUUCUUCAGUGCAGCUGUCAUAUGUCCAGACAUCAUUGAAUCAAGCAGAGGAAGCACAAGCAAGCUCUUUAGAAUCCCAAGAAGAAUCAAAAGAGAUGGAAGAACCUCUGAUCCAAGAAGCAGCUCAGUAUUAUGAGGAGCCUAUUCUAACUCAACUUAUUGUAGAAAACUAUGAAGGAGAAAAAGUCCAUGGAUUAUAUGAUGGAGAAGGUGUAGCAUAUUUUCAGGGAGGAAAUAUAUACAGAGGCAUGUUUUCCGAAGGACUCAUGCAUGGACACGGGACUUAUACAUGGGCUGAUGGAGUGAAGUAUGAGGGGAAUUUUGUUAAGAAUGUGCAGAUGUGUAAUGGCAGUUACACAUGGCCUGAUGGCAGCAUGUAUGAAGGAGAGGUGAAGAAUGGAGUCAGACAUGGCUUUGGCAUUUACAAGUGUGGCACCCAUCCAGUUUCAUACAUUGGCCAAUGGUGUGAAGGCAAAAGACAUGGAAAGGGUACCAUUUAUUAUAAUCGGGAAGGUACUUCCUGGUAUGAAGGUGACUGGGUAAACAACAUCAAAGAUGGCUGGGGGAUAAGAUGUUAUAAAUCUGGAAAUAUCUAUGAAGGUCAAUGGGAAAAAAAUGUGCGUCAUGGGGAAGGAAGGAUGAGAUGGCUGACGACUAACCAGGAGUAUACUGGACAGUGGGUAAAUGGCAUACAGCAUGGGUCUGGUACCCACUCCUGGUUUCUGAAGAGAAUUCCUGGGUCUCAGUAUCCUUUGAGGAAUGAAUAUGUAGGGGAUUUUGUAAAUGGGGAUCGUCAUGGACGUGGAAGGUUCUUCUAUGCCAGUGGAGCAAUGUAUGAUGGAGAAUGGGUUUUCAAUAAAAAACAUGGCAUUGGGAGAUUUGUCUUCAAGAAUGGGCGUAUUUAUGAAGGGGAGUUUAUAAAUGAUCAAAUUGCAGAGUACCCAGCUUUUCAAGUGGAUGCAAUGAAUACGCAGGAUCUGAGUGGCAUUCGUACACAAAGUCCCUUUGGCACUGAAACCAUAAGAAUAAUUGAUGGCCCAGGAAAUACCUCUGUGUUGGGAUCAAACAUUGAACUAGACAUAUCUUCAUUGCUGAACUUGUUUCCGGAGAAAGACAGACAGGAAGAAAUGAAACAGGUAGAAUAUGCGGUAUUGAGACAUAUUACAGAACUGAGAAGAAUCUACAGUUUUUACAGCAGCUUAGGCUGUGAUCAGUCUCUUGACAACACCUUCCUGAUGACUAAGCUCCAGUUCUGGAGAUUUCUAAAGGAUUGCAGGUUUCAUCAUUAUAAUGUAACCCUUGCUGAUAUGGACAGGAUACUGAAUGAAGAUAAAGUAACACCUGAGGAGGUGCAUUCUCCAUAUGAAACUUUACUGCUAAGAACAUUUUUGACUUACCUUAUUCAUCUAGCAGUCCAUAUCUAUCACAAAGAGCACAAAGAUAAAGGUCCAUAUCUGUUUAAGUGUUUCUCAGAAAUGAUGAUGAAGAACAUUUUUCCCAAUGCCUGUCAUAUACAAGGCAUUUUAUUUUGUGAACAACAACAAACUAUCUGUGCAAUUAAUUACAUUGAUAAAUGCUGGGAGAUAUACAGGGCUUAUUGUAGACCAAGCACCAUACCUCCUUAUGAACCCACAAUGAAAAUGAGACACUUCCUCUGGAUGUUGAAAGAUUUAAAUAUGCUAAGCAAACAAUUAACUGCUACAAAAAUUGUGGAAAUACUGGUAAAGGACAAUCCUUUUGUACGCGAUGGAGAUGACAGCAACUUACAGCAUGAGUUGGUUUUUCUUGAAUUCUUUGAAGCUCUCCUUGAUUGCGCCCUGUUAUAUGUUACCAAUGAUAUGAUUAAGCAGCAAGUAGAUCUUGUAAAUCAAGAAGGAAAUGGUUAUAGAACUGAAGAUUACACAGAAGGGGCACGCCAUAUUCUGCAGCACCCAGAAUACUCAUUUCAGUCCAUUCAUAGCAGAAGUAUGACCAGUGCUGAGGUAAGCCACGAACCCUCUGAGACAAAUCACUACUACAUUACUACAAGGUCUUCAAGCAAGCUAGCACAGUCACCUGAUGAUAGAAUAAAAAAACCUGAGCUUAUAUCCAAGGACUCUGCAGUAGAAUACAGAAGUUCCAGACAGACUUUUAAAUCUGCUGAAAAAGAGAGAGAAGCCAUGGUAGAACAUGCUUCUGUCAUAGGCUGCCGGGCACCAAAGGAAGGAGCUGGAACAGUUCCAAAUGUCGCAUUCUCCUCAAACACGGUGUACCGGCUGUCUCCUGAUGACAAAGAUGAAAUGUUGGUUCAGUCUUGGACAGAUUUGGAUGCAGAACAAGGCCAAGUGCUCAGCAACCCCAUGAAAGGAUUUGCAGAUAAACUAGAAAAAGCAAAAAGCGAACAGAAGGAAAAACUCAGUCUGUGGCUAAAUCAGAUGUACAUCUUUUUUGUGAACAAGUUCUUUCCUGCCUACAAGCAUGCUCAAGUGGUGAAGGAAAAUGUAGAAGAAAAUAGGAAACGGGAUGCUGAAUUAGCCGUGCAGUUAAAAAUUGAAGAGGAAGCAAAGCUUAUGGCCAUAAGGAAAGCCGAAGAGGCCAAAAAACAAGAAGAAGCUGCAGCAGAAAAAGCAGAGACAGAUAAUGCAGUGGUUAAAGAGCCAGAGGAUUCAGCUACACAGCUGCCACUUCCUGCAAAGGAAGAAGUAGUGAUUCUGCCCCAGCCAGCCAUUAGCAAGGUUUCUGCAGGUGUGAAGAAAAAGAAAAAGUAAAUUAGGCUGACUGUUGCAAUAAUAAAGUUAUAUUUGCAGUUGCCACCUCUGAGAGACUGAACUGCAUAGGAUAACGCCUACUACUACUCAGAGAUCACAUUCUUCUGGAGCUCAAGUGGUAGUGGUCCUUCUAGUAUCAAUAUGGCCAAAUCAUAAUAUCUGAGCAUUUGAGGCAUAAAGAAUUUUCCUCAUAACAGCUCUUGAAAGUAGGUAUGUAUAAUGAUCUCAUUUUACAGAUGAGGAACUGAGGUACCAAAAAAAAAAACACAAAAAAAAGAUUUGUCUCAAGACAGCCUGUGGCAGCCCCGGAAAUUGAACUGAGGUCUCCUGAGUCCCAGCCUAGUGCCUUAUUCACAAGGCUAUGCUUCCUCUCUGUAGAAACGUCCCAGGUUCUGAUCUUGGCGCUGCAUACUACAUUGUCUGCAUAUGCAUAUCCAUAGAUUUAUAAUAAAUUAAAUUACACAGCCAAUAUAUUUUAUCUAAACUGAAAGGGCCUCACCUUUUCUACUCAAAAAUAUAAAUGUCACGGCCCUUAUUUACCUAAAUGAAAAAUAUCAUCCCAGUGUUUUUGGUUUUUUUAUGCUAUACACAUCACAGUUUGGGAAAAACAAAGUCUUAGAAAGUCAAGAGGAAGGUCACCACAAAGCUUGCUACAUUGUCUAUAGUCACUGCCCUUGGGCAACUAAUGUGUGUGUCACAGAGUAGGCUGGCCCUUUAAGAGGCAGUGUGGCGGGGGGCAGGGGUGUCCAGUGCACCAGUGACUGAUUAUCUGCUGCCCAGUUGGGCUUACGGGAAGGCCCCUGGUUGAGCAAAAGGAAGGGAAGGGCUUACAAAGGAAGAGACAGCAGCAGCUGUUCUCUCUACCUCCCUGGGCUGAAAGUAGUCCACUGGUAGCAGUUUUUCCCCUGCUGCUCUCUCCUCCAUUAUAAGGCUCAGCUGCCUGCCCUUCAGCCCAGCUGGGCAGCAGCUAAUCAGCCUCAGGUGCACUGGAAACUGCUCCCACUUAAAGGGACCAGUCACACUGGCAGUGGGAUGAAGGUAGGUACUCAGAAAAGCUCCUUUCCGGUUAUGGGAUUAGCGUUUGGGAAGAUGUUCAAGAACAAGCCAUCAUAGAAUCAUAGAAGAUUAGGGUUGGAAGGGACCUCAGAAGGUCAUCUAGUCCAACCCCCUGCUCAAAGCAGGACCAAUCCCCAGACAGAUUUUUACCCCAGUUCCCUAAAUGGCCCCCUCAAGGAUUGAACUCACAACCCUGGGUUUAGCAGGCCAAUGCUCAAACCAUCCUCACACAAUGUUUCAGUGGCAAACUAUGUUUUCAUUGAAGUCAGCCAAAAAUGUUCACAAAGUGGAGGAACAAGACAAUACAUGUACAGCAUAUGGCCACUGCAAGAAAAUCCUCUCACUCUUUGUCUGUAAAUUGCUAUGAGUAACCCUAGCAUUAUGCAGAACACUGAGGGAGCAGAGGAUUAUCGUCUAUGCUUAUCUCUAUUUGUAUGAUCCAUUUAGAAUUCUAGUCUUGCAAGAAAACAUGCUGCCACAUCAGAACAUCUUCUCUAGCAGUUUCAUUUUUUUGCAGGGGGAGUAGAGGAAAAUGAGUAAGUAUAGGCAGUCGGGAUUCCCCUGGAAGCACAGAGAUGGCGUUAGCUGCUCUAUGACACACUCUAUCCCCUUCAGCCACAGGGAUGGCCAGAACAUUGCUGCACUCUGGCUGGUGUAAUGGUACCAUGGUUACUGUAAUUUACACCAGGAGUCAAAUGUUACCCAGCAGCCCAAGGGAUCAGAGGAAUACAAAAGUGGCCUAAAAAUGCCUCUACCCUGCUCCCAGCUGGGCCCUACACUGAACACAGCUUGGCUGGAUACAAGGAUAGGAGCCAGGGGCAAUACUCUCUCUUAGCAAGCCCAUGAAUAGGGAGCCUAAAGAAAUAAGAUUGUAACAGUGAUAAUGCCUUGACCUUUUAAACAAAACCUCCUGUUGUCUGCCCAAACAAUGAUGGGGCCCCAAUGCUGAAGGAGCCUUUGUGCAAGUAUAUUUUCCCGGAAAAGGUGCCAAUAAACUGCUUAUUUUGUAUAUCUAAGACCUUAAAAGAUUAGGUAGCAUCUAAACCUCAGCAAUUUUAUUUUUUUCAAACUUACUAGGAAAUCCAAGUUAAAAUAUCCCCCCCUCUUCCUACAUUCCACUGGCCCUAUUGCCAAGAGUCAGAGACAGGAAUUCCUUCAGAGUAAUUGGAUUUUCUCUGAAGUUACUGAAUCUACUUUUAUUUAAACUCCUUGUUAAAAAUGAUCUGAAGAAUUUUUAACUACUUUAGGUCCUGUCCACGUUCGCUUCAGAACAAUGAUAGGUACAACCAGAGUCCUGGUUCUGAUCCAGUGUGGAUAGGACCUUAGAAUUAAAUACUAGAUACUUCCACUAAGGGCAAUGGGGAGAUGUACACUCAAUUUAAAAUUUGUGAGACAUGGGAAGGGUGAAAAAUAAGUCCUAGUUCUCCUGCUCCCACUCUAGAGGAUACAUCAAUGUCCAUUAUGCUGCUAAUGUUGCACACCCCAACAGAACCCUCAUUUCAGACUAAAAAUGGACUAUUGGGAUCAGGUAAUUUCUUCUGCACGUGAAAAAUGACCACCAAACCCCACAGGAAUUGCCUGGCCACUAAGUCUGAAUGCCCCUCUGCCCUAGCUAUUUGGGGUAGGCAGCAUAUUCUACAGUUGUUGGACUUUUCCUUUUAACUAUUUGCAGGUUUCCUUUAAAACGGUUAAUACUUUGAUAAUUAGCUGGGUAGGAAAAGAGUAACAAUUAUAAGAUUGUAAGAAUAAACAUGUGCCAAAAGGCCUUGCCAAAGGCAAAAUGAACCUUAACCACACAACGACCUAAAUAAAAUUGUUACUUGUAUAAAAACUAGAGCAGUUCCCCCAGGGCACUUAAAUAUGUGACAAUGGGUUCUCUGUAAAUGUCUAAAGAUACAUAUACAUGUCAAUUCAAAGAGAAUGCUUUUAAAAUAGGUACUCAUAUUGUUACCCUUAUUGAAGCAGUCAUUAAAAUAGACUUGAGCUACCUGGGGAAGGUUUGCAAUAG